Messenger RNA from Ictidomys tridecemlineatus (thirteen-lined ground squirrel), 982 nucleotides. It is a transcript of the gene Pdx1, whose product is annotated as pancreatic and duodenal homeobox 1. Gene Ontology annotation, molecular function: RNA polymerase II cis-regulatory region sequence-specific DNA binding; DNA-binding transcription factor activity, RNA polymerase II-specific. Lineage: Eukaryota; Metazoa; Chordata; Mammalia; Rodentia; Sciuridae. The record is from RefSeq and is a predicted model, not a curated record. Gene Ontology annotation, cellular component: nucleus. Gene Ontology annotation, biological process: regulation of transcription by RNA polymerase II; type B pancreatic cell differentiation.
AGUCCCGGGCUGCAGCUGCCUUCUCGAGGCUCCUGGUCCCCAAGCACCAGCUACGACCAUGAACGGCGAGGAGCAGUACUACGCAGCCACGCACCUUUACAAGGACCCAUGCGCGUUCCAAAGGGGCCCAGUGCCGGAGUUCAGCCCCAGUCCCCCAGCAUGCCUGUACAUGAGCCGUCAACCCCCACCGCCGCCGCCCUCCCAGUUCCCCGGCUCCCUGGGAGCACUGGAGCAGGGAAGUCCCCCGGACAUCUCCCCGUACGAGGUGCCCCCCCUUGCGGAAGACCCGGCCGUGGCGCACCUCCACCACCACAUCCCUGCCCAGCUCGCGCUCCCCCACCCGCCCGCUGGGCCCUACCCGGAUGGAACGGAGCCGGGGACCCUGGAGGAGCCCAGUCGAGUUCAGCUACCUUUCCCAUGGAUGAAGUCCACUAAAGCUCACGCGUGGAAAGGCCAGUGGGCAGGCGGUGCUUACGCGGCGGAGCCGGAGGAAAACAAGCGAACGCGCACCGCCUACACGCGCGCGCAGCUGCUGGAGCUGGAGAAGGAGUUCCUAUUCAACAAAUAUAUCUCGCGGCCGCGCCGGGUGGAGUUGGCGGUAAUGCUGAACUUGACCGAGAGACACAUCAAGAUCUGGUUCCAAAACCGCCGCAUGAAGUGGAAAAAGGAGGAAGACAAGAAGCGCGGCAGCGGGACUGCGACCGCGGGUGGCGGGGGCGCGGAGCCUGAGCAGGACUGCGCUGUGACCUCGGGCGAGGAGCUUCUGGCGCUGCCACCUCCGCCACCUCCCGGGGGAGCGGUGCCACCCGCUGCCCCUUCUGUCGCCCGAGAGGGACGCCUGCCGCCCGGUCUUAGCGCAUCGCCGCAGCCCUCCAGCGUCGCGCCUCGGCGGCCGCAGGAACCCCGGUGAGAGGCUAGGGCUGCUCCCUACCCGGCGGCUUCGACCACUCGCAGAACAGGGGGGAGGGGAGCGGGCCUAGGA